Messenger RNA from Perkinsus marinus ATCC 50983, 2252 nucleotides. RefSeq names its product hexose transporter, putative. Gene Ontology annotation, biological process: transmembrane transport. The record is from RefSeq and is a predicted model, not a curated record. Gene Ontology annotation, cellular component: membrane. Gene Ontology annotation, molecular function: transmembrane transporter activity. The coding region runs from base 34 to 1578 and encodes 514 amino acids. NCBI's taxonomy places the organism in Eukaryota, Perkinsozoa, Perkinsida, Perkinsidae. The transcript has a single exon.
CUCAGUUCCCGUUUACUUGUAUUUCUGUUACUUAUGAAGUACGUUUGUGCUAUACUUUCUGUUGGUGCGGUCCUCCUGGGUCCACUUAUGUUUGGUCUCACAUCUGGUUUCACUGGUCAGACUAUCGACACUAUGGGAAAUAGUGUCACUACCGACGAUGGUACUGCUAUCCAGAUUGGUGGUUCUGACCAUUUGUGGGUCUUCGACAGCUCGAGCGAGUCUUCCUUGUUCGGAUCUCUUGUGAACAUCGGUGCCAUGUUUGGUGCCUUCAUUGGUGGUCCCCUCAUUGAUAGGUUUGGAAGGAAGUGGUGCCUUGUUGGUAUUUCCCCCUGCUUCGUGCUCUGCUACUUGUGGCAGGCUUUGGCCCACACUUCGUGGCAGUUGCUCUUCGAGCGUGUUCUUGUCGGUAUUGUUGUUGGCGUCGAGUCCGUGGCUGCCCCCACCUACAUUGGUGAGGCUUCUCCCACUAAGAUUCGUGGUAUGCUCGGUGCUGCCAAUCAGUUGGCUGUUACUAUUGGCAUUCUCAUUGCCUACGCUUUGGGUAUGGCCUUCCGGACUCAGGCUGGGUCCGUGGAUCCCAAUGCCGACGGUCAGACUUUCUGCAACUGGCGUGCUGUGAGCUGGAUCUACCUCAUCCCAUCCGGUCUCCUUGGUGUCCUUGUAUUCUUCGUCCCCGAAUCUCCUCGUUGGCUCGCGGAGCAUCGUGGAUUGGAUGCCGCGAAAAAGGUAUUGUUGAGACUACAUGGUACCGAUGAGAACGAUGCGGACGUAGCUGUGGAGCUCAAAGCUUACGAAGUUACCGCUGAGGCUCAGAAGGCUAAGGCUGGUAUGACGCAGAAGCAGCGUUUCAACGAAGCCAUAUCUGGUCUUCGCAAAUACUGGAUCCAGGUCGUCAUCGGUGUCGUGCUGCAGAUCUGUCAGCAGUUGUCGGGUAUCAAUGCGGUCAUCUUCUAUCAGACUACUAUCUUCCAGGCAGCGGGUAUCUCUAACAAAGAAACCAUGGCUCUCAUUACCAUGGUAGUCCAGGUCGUUGUAACCUUCAUCGCCUGCUGCAUCAUGGACUUCGCUGGCAGGAGGGUCCUGCUGGUUGUGGGUGCUACUGGUAUGUGCAUAUCCGCGUGGAUGUUGGGUCUUUUCUUCUAUCUACAGGAUGUCACCGGCUUGACUAACGUUGGCUGGUUGGCUCUGGCUUCUGCCUACUGUUAUAUCGCCUUCUUCUCCAUCGGUGUUGGUGCUAUCCCGUGGCUCAUUAUGUCCGAGAUCUUCCCCAACGACGUCAGAGGUAACGCUGCCGCCAUCGCCACUGCCGUUAACUGGCUUUUCUCGUUCAUUGUCACCAUGUGCUUGGAUGCUUACCGAAAGGCUAUCACCUAUCAGGGUGUGUUCUGGAGUUUCGGAUUCAUCUGCUUAGUGAUGAUCUUCUUCGUCUUAUUCUUCAUACCUGAGACUAAGGGUAAAUCCUUCGAGCAGAUUGAAGCUGAGUUCGACAAGAAGUAUCAUCGUAAGCAUGCUGAUAAAGCUAAGGUGGUCUCUGCAGUAGAGACUCCUCAUAGUCCUACCACUACUGUAGAUGUCUAAGCUUCCCGACGAAAAACAGCUUUUCGAAUGUACCGUCCGAUAUGUCAUCGGGUGUGAUGUUCGGAAGCUGUGUUGGGAUGACUUUUACGCCUCCUAAUGGUGUUACGAGUAGUUCGUCGUAAACUAGCAUAGACUCGCAUAGAUCUUCGAUGCUGUUUGUAUUGUGGACUCGAGGACUCCGUUGUAACUAUAAAAUGACCGACUACUCCAUUCCGGGCGUAGCCGUUGUUCCUUAUUACACUUAACUUUAUUUUCUUGGUAGUACGAUCUCACGUUACUACUCCGAGCAUUGCCCGCCAGUACUGUAAAUGAUUUCCGUAACUGAUGCGUGGUCUCGUCGAAUGUGAGCGAUACUUGGUGUUUCUACAACAGCCAGCGUCGCUUGCGCAUAUCAAAUGAGCUCGAUGUUCAGAUGCUCUCCUAUGACGUAUUAUUAUUGUACUUACUUUAUCAUCUGAAGUGUUCUAUCUCGCGUUCAAAUCAUCUCGCUUUGUCAAGUACCGCCUCCUCAUCCUCGUUCAAUGCGUUGAAUACGUAUUACAAGACUGAGGAGGAUGGCAGAAGGUAGCUUCACUUUGUCCAGUCGCGAUGUUGUCAUAUGUGUAGAGCAAUUUGCAGUGAGUAAGAGAUCUCGUCUCCCCUUGCUGUGUUGGGAAAUUUCUAGUACUGGUUAU